Brenthis ino (lesser marbled fritillary) is the source of this 1068-nucleotide messenger RNA. NCBI's taxonomy places the organism in Eukaryota, Metazoa, Arthropoda, Insecta, Lepidoptera, Nymphalidae. The record is from the annotation of a GenBank genome assembly.
AUGAGACGCUGGAGGUAUCGAGUAUCAGGUGGCAUGGAGGUGAUUUUAUCAACUGGGAGCCGCAUUUUCGUGGCGUUUAUAGCUACUGCCUUCUGGGGAAUGGGUGUUCGCGGUCUACAUAACCUGGAGAUUAAUGUACCAAGCGCUGUUUUAAUAGGUGAAACUGUAACCCUUGAGUGCACAUGGCAAUUAGAAGACGAAGAAGCUCUAUAUAGUGUAAAGUGGUACAGGGGGCGAGAAGAAUUCUACAGAUAUAUACCAAAAGAAUUGCCGCACACACGAGUUUUUCCUUUACCAGGAAUCGAGGUCGACAUAUCCCGGUCCGGAGCAAGGCGGGUAGUGUUGCAAGAGGCGACGCCGGCCAUGGCGGGUCGUUUCCGUUGCGAGGUGUCCGCCGACGCUCCCACCUUUCAUACGGAAAUACGCUCCGCACCGCUAGAUGUAGUCGAGUCGCCAGAAUGGGGUCCUAAGCUGGUGUCAGAUCGGUCGUGGUACGGCGUAGGAUCGACGCUACGGGCUACUUGUGCUUCGCCGCCCGCACAUCCACCUGCUAACCUCACAUUUGCACUAAACGGUCAAGAGAUUGACAUGGAGUCGUUCGUGCACGAGUUACCCGACUGGUUUAAAUGGGACCCACCGCCGAAAUUUGAAACGACAACGCCAGAAAUGCCCGAGGAUGAUACCAAUUUCAACAUAUUUCAUGACGAAAAUAAUAUUCAGUAUUUGGAUGAAACUUACAUAAACCUUCAUAAAGAGGAAAUAAGGCGACCUCAAAAGGAAGAUAUGAAGCUUGUGUUCGAGAGGUCGGGUCCUGACAAUAGACUGCCUUCGGUAGCCGAAGUUUUAUUUGUUGUUCGCCACGAAGCAUUCGAACGAGGUAGUCUAAGGUUGACCUGCAUAGCAAGUAUAUACAACCUGUAUGCGGCACGCGCGGAACUAAUUUUCGAUAUGGAGCAACCCGAAGUUGCUUCAGUGCUGGGCGUCCGUAAUAGUGCUAUAAUAGGUUCAUAUAGUGCUUGGAGGUGUUUUAUACUAACUUUAAUAUCAUUACUUUUAUAUAAUAUUCGG